This is a messenger RNA of Ilyonectria robusta, 1836 nucleotides long. RefSeq lists its product as uncharacterized. The transcript has 3 exons. The record is from RefSeq and is a predicted model, not a curated record. Lineage: Eukaryota; Fungi; Ascomycota; Sordariomycetes; Hypocreales; Nectriaceae. Bases 1 to 1836 code for a protein of 611 amino acids.
AUGUGCUACCAAUUUGUUGAGCUCUACUCCGCAUGCCGAUGUCUCUACUAUCAGAGCGCGAUCGACAGGUGCUCAGCGUACGGUCGGCCUGGACACAAGGUUCAACAGAGGACCAUCUAUGUCGGCUAUGCAUGCUCCAGCCAUUCAGGGCCCUGCGACGUGGAUUUAUAUAUAAAUUCGGACAUCAAUACCGACAGUGACAUCGAUACUGGCCGUGAGACUGACUCCUCCGCGGCGUCCACAGUCUCCACAGAACUCACCAUACCGGAGGGCAUCAAAGAAGACACCGUCGAGACCCUGUUGCACGAUCUUCUAGUUGAACCUGACCUCCAAUAUCUGUGGCCCCAACUUGUGGGCUUUUCGGGGACAAAGUACCUAGCACGAAGGAUCAUCGCGAAUUUACUUCGACUCUACUCCCAAGAUCUGCGGCAAGAGGGGCAGUCAGUUCUUAAAGUCAAAGCUUCGAGAUUCAUCCGGUCUCGUCGAUACCAGAUUGCUAGACACAUCGUCAAUCGCCACGAAGCUGAGAUUAGGGAAGCCUCCAUCAAACCUGAGGCUCCGGAAACCCAAGUUUCAGAUGACGUCGCCGAACAACCAACCGAAGCAGAAGUAGAAGAAGACGAAGAAACAGAAGCGGAAGAUGACGAAGAUGAAGGGAGGGGUGUUUUAUACCCAGAGAUUCACGAGUUUCUCUUCUGCUCAAUCUCGUUCCAAAACUUCAAGGCUAGUAUCAAGCUUGUUGUGGCGUCAUCGAGCCUUAUUGAGAGUUACACCUCAGUGUUCACAAGCAUGAUUAACAGUUCUCAAACUCACUUUCGCAACCUAUAUGAUAAGUUUUCGGAACCACCCAAAACCCCAAAGCUCACGCGAAUUCGGUGGACUUGUGGUUGUGGUCGGAAUAUAUAUGACGAUUUCACUGAAACGAGACCUGACUCUGUCAAGGAUCUAAAAAACUUCAUUGACAACUACCGCUCUCCUAAUCUAUCAAUGAGCCCGAUGAAAGAUCCCCUUCAGGUCGAUGAUGACGAGAGUCAAAACUCCGACCCAAAUCCGCAACGCAACCGAUUCAUCGUUUCAGAGAUGCUGCGGGCAAUAAAAAAUGCCUUUCAAGCUCAGAGACCUGGCAAGCUACCCAAUGAGGAACCCAGAGGCUCUGGUCAUGAUAUUUUUGGUUGCUCAUCCACGUUGGAAGGGGCAGGACAAGGCCCAAAUCACAACUUUCUCAUUCUUUGCAUCCCCUUUAUGCGAUGGGGCAUCAAGGCUCACCAGCCGGACGUGUGUCGCGUUCGUUCCGAUAGGGAGUUCUUCAGGCUUCUCAGAGCUACCCACUCCGAACACAAUGUAUCGCAUCGGUGGAAGGGUUUGAGACGCGUCUCAUCGAUGCACUUUGUCCAGUUCGAGAUAUUUCGCAAUGAGCUCGUCAAUAUCUGCUCAUCAGCUUCAAUGCCCGGAGCCCAAGCUCAAGCCGAGUAUGAGUAUGAACCAUCCGACACUGAUCCUCCGAUCGGAACGAACAUGCUCCUCCACCUCUUUGAAAAUCCUGAUCACGCAGACGUACUUCCCAUAUUAUUCCGCCGGUUCCCCAAGAAGAAACUACGCAGACUUCAGGCCUGCUCCCAAAAGGGCUAUUCCGUUGGUUGGGGAGUCCAGUUCGUCGAGUCACUCAACGGAUACGCAAUCUUCAUUUGCGGCUGUCUUGGGUUUGCACUGUGUCUCUUGGCGUCGAUCCUCUGGACAGUCCUUAAAAAUGACGUUCAAGGAGGUUUUGCUGUUGGGGCAUUUGUGUUGACUUUUUUCUUAUUCAUUUCAUCCGCCCUACGCUAUGCCGUUUUUUGA